Messenger RNA from Capsella rubella, 893 nucleotides. RefSeq names its product 50S ribosomal protein L9, chloroplastic. Gene Ontology annotation, cellular component: ribosome; mitochondrion. The coding region runs from base 76 to 669 and encodes 197 amino acids. Gene Ontology annotation, molecular function: structural constituent of ribosome. The record is from RefSeq and is a predicted model, not a curated record. NCBI's taxonomy places the organism in Eukaryota, Viridiplantae, Streptophyta, Magnoliopsida, Brassicales, Brassicaceae. Gene Ontology annotation, biological process: translation. The transcript has 7 exons.
ACGAAAGCUGAUAAGAAGAAGAUAACACUACACUGCGCUCUUAUCUCUGCUCGGAACUGAAAUCAGCUUUUGGCAAUGGCUUCAUCAACAGCUUUGUCUCUCUCAUGGAGCUCCUCGCCUUGUUGGGGUCACAGCUUCAGUAACGUCGCAAAUGAAACCCUAAAAGUAUCAGAGCGUAGGUUCAAUUUUGAAGUUGUUUCCCAGAAGAAAGCAAAGAAACUUCGAACGGUGGUCUUGAAAGAGGACGUGACAGACUUGGGAAAGCAAGGGCAAUUACUGGACGUGAAAGCCGGAUUUUUCAGAAACUUUCUUUUGCCCACUGGAAAGGCUCAGCUUAUGACUCCACUUCUGCUCAAGGAAUUGAAGAUGGAAGACGAACGGAUAGAGGCAGAAAAGCAAAGGGUGAAAGAAGAGGCGCAACAACUAGCCAUGGUAUUUCAAACCGUUGGGGCGUUCAAGAUUAAACGUAAAGGCGGUAAAGGAAAACUGAUAUUUGGAUCUGUCACAGCACAGGACCUCGUUGACAUCAUCAAAUCACAGCUUCAAAGGGACAUAGACAAACGCCUUGUCUCUCUCCCAGAAAUCCGUGAAACCGGAGAGUACAUUGCGGAACUCAAACUUCACCCAGAUGUCACUGCUCGAGUUAAGAUCAAUGUUGUCGCCAACUAAACCUUCAAUGAUUCAAGACUCCUACUGCAUGCCAAGGUUGCAGGAACAUAGAGAAAGGGAAAAGAGAGAGGCCAGUUUGUGAAGUUUUAAGUUUUUCUUGUAGAUCUUUGCUGCAUUUUGUAUUUUUGCUAUAUUCUAAGUUAAUUUUGGAAUCUGAAUAUUAACUAUGAUCUUCAAAUUAUUAUAUUUCCUUGAAAUUAUAUUGUAUUCAUUUGUCUGUUAAA